AACAUCAUGAUUCAAUCAUGGAAGCAAAUCCACCGUCUUAUGGUCAAGCCACUACAGUGAAUGCCUGGGAUCUCAUUGCCGACUAUAUCUCCUCCUCAGACCUUUGCUCUGCCGCACUGGUAUGCCAACAAUGGCAUGCGACAUUCGCUCCUUACUUAUGGGGCAAUCCUGCCUCUCAUUUCGGAGACGAGAAUGACAGAGUUUAUGCCCAUGCUGAGAUCUAUAACGGACCACAUGCAGACUGGCUGAGAGAGGUCCUCGAAGGUCUGCCGAACCUGCAGUCAUUAAUUGUCCGCGGCUUGCCGUUCUUCGACCAUGCAUCCCUGAAUGCGCUGAGGUACACGCGAGUCUCUGAUAACAGAAACCAGCUAGUUCCCGCUCGGACGCCCUUCGGCUUGCGAUUGCUAGAUGCGUCGAGAUGUAGCAACGUGACUGCGACAGGUCUACAGCAAGCUCUGAGACGAUUUGAUUCGUUGUUAUACCUCGAUCUCUCCUGGACUUACCCGGCUAAAAGUCCCGAAGUACUUCGAGGGCUUAAUCAAUUCCGUGGUCUGCAGGUUUUGAAGCUACGAGGUAUAUCGCUGAGAGACGACGAUGUGCUCAUAUUGGCGAAUGCGAUCAAAACUCGAGUCCGAAGCCUGGACCUUCGGAACAACCAACUUACAGAUCGAAGUGUGCGCACUUUGCUUCAGCAUUGCUUCACGCCACCCCCACGAAGGAACAAUGAUGGUCAAGUCAUGUCACCAUCAUUACUGCCAUACCUUGGUGCCGAGAUGCUCGCUAUUGUGCGGGGGCUCAACUUCGAGGCCUUCCUGAGAAAUGAAUUCACAGACAAGUUCGUCGGCCGCUUGGCUAUUGAAGACGCCCCAGAGAGUGGUAUCACCCAUCUCUAUCUUUCAGACAACCAACUUACUGUCGAGGGCCUCUCGGGACUGUUAAGAGCUGAAAGACUGCAUGUGCUUGACGCUGGGAGUCUUUUGCCUGCGGUGGCCUCACAAGAUGGUUCGUUCAGCAUGAACUUUCCCAGUCUAGCGAAGCUAGUUCCUGUUUUGGCCGAGUCGGCAAGUCAUAGCCUAACAUAUCUGCGGAUUGAUCAUAGUCUAGUGACGGAAGAGCCACCCUUGUUUCAGACGAAUGCCAACGAGUCGACGUCUCAGUUCUGCGAGCUUGCUGAUACUUCCAAUUACCCAUGUGGAGUUGCUGAGCUGGGCCACGAUACAGAGGUCUAUGAAAUGUUGGGCGACACUUCUUUCCCAACCGAAGUGUCUGGCGAUGCUGUUUCCAUCGUGGUGACACCCACAGGAUUCGAGAAGCCCAAUACGAGAACACAUCAAGCACGGAGGAGAAGCCAAGAUCUUCCUAUACCCGUUCAGGCAGAAGAGACGAAUGAAUCUGGCUUGCACGUAACAGUGCUCGAGCAAGAGAGCGAAGGUUCAAUCUCCAACGAGACAUUAACCCCCAGCCCCAUUCUUCCAUCUCGGGGUCUUGGUCGUAGUUACUCCUCGGUCGUCAAAGAGCGCAAAGAUCGGUUACAGGCACACUUGACUCAGGCCAAGGGCUUCCAUCCCGGUAGUUUGCCUCAUCUAACCACCUUGGUCCUGACUGAAGUCCCACCAUCAUCACCGACACUGGAGACACCAAAUAGACUCGUCUCACUCAUACAUGCCUGCGCCGAAGAAACAGCCCUGGCAAAACUUCAAGCACAACUAGACUGGACCCUACCACCCGGUCGAAGAACAAGCCACUCACACCAANAAGAGAUCAUGCGCAAAUCUUUCGCGCUUGAGCAAAUCAUUCUCGAAGUAGCGCCAUGCAGUCUAGACCAGAAGAAGAGCGAAGCUGCCAGUGCGUGGAGACACCGGGGCACCAAAUCCGUUACCCAGGAUCAAGACAGUGAAGCUUUGUGGGCAGCUUCUCAAACCGAUUUCUCUUUCUUCGGCGAGGGUGAAACGAAUAGUCUGGACACUUCUCUCGAACCCGUGAGACCACUGACAAUCAUGUCUGGCAUGGAAGUUUCUGUGGGUCGUCCAAAGCCCUCUUCUCACCGUCCUCAAAACCAACCCAGCAAAGACCAAUCCAAACCUGAGAUCGAUGUAAUAGCAGAACUCUCAAAAUUCCGCAAAGCAACCAAGUCAGAAUACCAAAAACGACUGACGGCAGGAGAGGAAGAGCCAGCUGUCGAAGGGUUCUGGGAUGGAAAUAUCAAGGUGGUGAGGAAAGCAAAAGACGUGGAUCCUAGAUUCGAGGACGAUGAGGUGUGGGCUGAUUACUAUGGUAAUCGGUUCUCGAAUGGCUAUUUGUAUCGA
Molecule: messenger RNA, 2306 nt
Organism: Aureobasidium musti
Lineage: Eukaryota; Fungi; Ascomycota; Dothideomycetes; Dothideales; Saccotheciaceae
Source: the annotation of a GenBank genome assembly